Messenger RNA from Rhagoletis zephyria (snowberry fruit fly), 688 nucleotides. Its product is annotated as uricase-like. Gene Ontology annotation, cellular component: peroxisome. NCBI's taxonomy places the organism in Eukaryota, Metazoa, Arthropoda, Insecta, Diptera, Tephritidae. Gene Ontology annotation, biological process: urate catabolic process; purine nucleobase catabolic process. Gene Ontology annotation, molecular function: urate oxidase activity. The record is from RefSeq and is a predicted model, not a curated record.
UCGAAUAAGCAGAUAAGAUAGAUGGUGGAUUAGCUAGACAUGAAAAGUCUAUUAUAAAAAGCCGCGCUAAUUAUUAUUGCGCGCAUUCUUACAAAGUCAAUUACUUGAACUGAAAACUGCAAGAUGUUUACACGAAAGUUACAUAAUGCUGAUCCUAGCAAAGCCACAACAAUACCCGAUCCUGCUGCGCCAAAUUAUCGGCUCGGCGAUUACAGUUAUGGCAAAGAAGGAGUGCGUGUCUUUCAGCUAAAGAAGGAUGGACCACUGCACAGUGUGACCGAGUAUAAAGUGCAAUCACAUAUGCGAUUGCGCACACAUAAGGAAUACUAUGAAGCCGACAAUUCGGAUAUUAUCGGCAGCGAUGUACAGGAGAAUACCAUCUACGUGCAUGCACAAAGACACGGACUACACACACCCGAGGAAUUUGCGCUGACACUAACCGAACAUUUUCUGCAAGAGUAUGAUGUAGUCGCCGAGUCGAAUGUGAUUGUUGAAGAGUUGGCGUGGGAUCGUUUCGGCGAGCAGGAGCGUCAGGGCUACUACAAAGACAAGCGGCAUAAUCAUGCAUUUAUGCGCAACACGAAUGGCACACACAGUUGUGAGGUUGUGAGACGAAGGGGGCUGAGGGUACGCGACUUGAUUCUACGUUCUUUUGCCGGCGAUCCGGUUGAGGGUGUGGUGAUUACUA